GAAAAUGUGUGUGAGAGAGAGAGAGAGAACAAGAGAGAGAGAGAGAGAGAGAGAGAGAGAGAGAGAGAGAGAGAGAGAGAGAGAGAGAGAGAGAGAGAGAGAGAGAGGGGGGGGGGGAGGGGGGGCAGAGAGAGAGAGGGAGAGAGGUAGUGUGAGAGAAAGAGAACGAGAUAGAGAGAGAGGAGAAAGAGAGAGAGAGCGAGAGAGAGAACGAGAGAGAGAGAGAGAGAGAGGGAGAGAGAGAGAGAGAGAGAGAGAGAGAGAGAGAGAGAGAGAGAGGGGGGAGAGGGGAGGGGGGAGGGGCAAAAAGAGAGAGGUAAUGAGAGAGCGAGAGCUGCCUUGCUGAGAUGGAUUCUGAAUGUUCCAAGGCAAA
Molecule: messenger RNA, 373 nt
Organism: Closterium sp. NIES-67
Lineage: Eukaryota; Viridiplantae; Streptophyta; Zygnematophyceae; Desmidiales; Closteriaceae
Source: the annotation of a GenBank genome assembly